UUUCCUCGUCCCCGCGCCUCACGGCCACUCACUACGCACGGAGCCGAGCGUAGUGCCGCCGCCAGUCGCAGCGCGACCCGUGCCGACGUCGCACAUCGUCUGCGUCCACAUCGUCGCGACAUCGAUCCGUGAUAUCAUUCAUGCUGAUCUCCGCCCGUUGAUUUUCCUGCCGAGUGACCGUAGUGAAGCCGCCGCGUACCGCGAGUUUUGAAUGUUCGUGGCCAUCCCGCCGGUGCGCGUUACCGUCGCAGUCCGCACGCACAGCUCCAGCUCGGAGUGGCAGCCGGCGACACUUCCCUGGAUGAGACCCGUGACCGGCGCCCGUCACCGUGAGCCGCAGCCUGCGAUGCUGUGUCCGUGACCGUCUCACAACAGUGCCACGAAACCCCGUCCGAUGAUCUCAGCGAGCCUGCCCGGCGAGGCGCUCGCCCAGCUGCAGCUCGGGCCGCUGAGCCACUUGUACCCUCCCCCGCCGUCGGCCGGCAUGACGCCCGAGUUCCUGGCGCCGCCGCCGCGUCCCUACUCCCGCUACCCGCCGCGGAGGCCGCCGGCGCGCGACCACAUGCCGGCGCCGCUCGCGCCUGCAGCACCUACACAGCCGUUCCCGACCGUGCCGAGCUAUGCGCCAUUCCUGCCUCACCCGGCGACGUACACCUCGUAUUUGUACCGCACGCGAGCGCCGCAGCCGCCGACCAACUUCCCACUGCGGCCGCGCCCCACGUCCGGCUUCGUUCCACCAGCGCCAGCGCCUCAAUCGCCACCUGUGUCAGCACCCGCACCUGCUCCUCCGCCACGAGAAGAACCGCCAACAUCUCCGGAGCGCGCUGCCCCGGCUCCCUACUUCUGCCGAGGUGCACUGAUUAGAUUAGAGGACGGUUCCUUGCGGCGGGUCGAGGAGAUGCGCACUGAAGACUUCGUGAUGAGUGCGGAUCGCAGCGGCGACCUUGCUCUGACGCAAUGCACGCUUUUGCGGCUAGAAGAACGAGGAGACAAGCUGGCUCUUACGCUAACGUAUGAUAGGAAUCGCUCAAAGGUGGAGUUAGAGUCGACGGUGGAACAUCCUUUCUUUGUGUACGGGCGGGGCUGGGCUUCGUGCAAGCCGGAGCGGACGCUGGCGCAGUACGGGCUGCACGUGCAGAGGCUGCAGGUGGGCGACGUGUGCGUGUCGCUGGUGCUGCGCAAGCACGCGCCGGCCGCGCCCGCCGCGCCGCCCGCCCCGCCGGUGCACGCAGCGCCGCACCCCUCCUCAGCACCGCCGCAAACACACCCUGAGAACUUGAGCGUCAAAGAAGACGCGCGUAAGAGGCGAUGGUCUGCAUCCGACGUGUGCGAGGACGAUCGCCCUCCCGCCAAAAAGCGUUGAGGCCGCGACACCGUCCGAGAAAUGUGGAGGAGAACUAUCUUAAACGUGUUGUGAUCGCCUUCGUUGCAAAGACUCGUUUCGAACUCCAUUAUUAUUACGUUGGAGCGCUCCGGCCAGGCUUCAGGUCCCACGGAUGCUCUCGUCUCCUCAGUAGAUUACUUUCUAAACUGACGUAGAUAUACCGGCCCCAGUGAGUCGAGUCGCGUGGAGCGCGACUUUCAUGUUUAUGUUAAUUUGCGUUGUUUCUGCAGCGAUGGACAGUCCACAAUGGUACGCUUAUGAUAUUCUAUUCGGGAACUCUAGGUGCUUUUUACUGUCGGGUGCUUUUGUACGCGUUCGUGUACGAUGUUGUAAAUAUGUAAGUAACUUAGGUCAAAGUUAAUCGUUACACUCCAUGACUAAAUCGAUGUGUCACAAAGUUGUGUUUGGCUGUCGUUCCCUAACGAUGCGCUUUAAGUCCUCCUAACAUAUUACACGCGUUAAGAACGUCUUUAUUCUGUUGCUAGAGGCGCAGUGACAAUAUUAGGUACAUUAUUGUUAAACAUCACUUGUGAAUAGUAAAUCCAUUAAAAUUAUAACUGCUGAGGCUCAGCGCAUGUCUGCAGCCGAGCCCAGCCGUUAACAUACAAAGUAUACUUGCAACAUUCAAACGCCAUGGAGUUAUUGAUGAUGAGCACAAAAAUAACAAUGUGUAAGUUUGUACCAGAUCUUAAAGUAGGUUAGAUAAUGUGAUAACCAAUGAGAUUUUAAACCGCAAGUCUGCGCUGACAGUAGACACGUGGCAGUCCAUAUUUAAGACAUAACGAAAGGUACAAUGAAUGUUUGAUUGUAGGUAGUGGUAUUUGGCUAAGGUGUGCUUAAAUUUCGACUGAUUUAUUUUGGUGAGUUUUAUCUGUACGGUAUCGUUUUAUUUACGAGCAGUCAUGUUGAGCUCCGUUCUCCCCCGAUGGUUGUGACUGCAGACAUAUCCAUGACGAUUUGCUUGUCGUUGUAGCUGGUGCGAGGCGCUUGCUAGUUGCUAGUCACUCGUCGCCCGUCAAUCGGCGCGUGCGCAUUGCAGUGCCCACUGCCCAGUGCCCUCACUCUCGCGCGAACCUUUAUUACUUAUUUCAACAUAGGUGGCAAACUCUUCUGACAAAUAAUUUGAUCGUGUUUUAAUAAUCGUUGACGUAAUUGAUAAGUAUAUGUAUAUUGUAAAAAAUAAUAUUAUGUAUUGUAUAUGAUCAUGGUUAUUUAGAUGUCAUCUCUGUUGCUUUUUGACGUCCAUGUGUGAUACACAUAAAACUUUUCUAUAAGAUGAUGUAUACAUAAUAAACACACAGUCUGUGAUAUUUUGUAGUUAUUGGACAGAGUAGGUAUGGAGUAUUGCUUGAGUAAAGGGAAUAUAUGUUUUAGAAUAAUAAGUGCGUAUAUCGGUAAGAAAUUGUAUAAAUUGUUGUAUACUCAAAUGUAAUACGCUGAAAAUGAAUAACUAAAUACAAAUGUAACAAGUAGCGUCUGUGAUUAAUAUACAUAUAUCGUUAUGUCAAAUAACGACGCAUGGCCAUAUCAAAAUCAAAUUAAUUUUAUAUAAUUAAGUCCAACAUAGUUAUUCGUUCUUAGUUCGGAAUGUCCAACUAUAAAUUUAUUUUACAUACGUUUUACUCGAACAAUUAUGUUGUCAGAUGAUAUUAGUCAAUAAGAAGACGAUACAACGAUCCUAUUGGAUAUCCGAGAAUGAUUUCAAGACCGGUUCGAUUGGGUUCGACAUCGGUCAGCGUGUUGUGUAGACUGUGUGUAGCUCGUGAGUAAAGACAGGAGAGCAGUAGAGACGGUUCGAAUGCUGGUUCAUUGUACCAUUACGGCAUUAAAGCUACGUGCUCGAUACGAAUAUCGACGAACACAGAACGCGGACACCUCAUCAACGGCGAACGGUGUUGUACAAAGGUUAAUAAUUUGUUGUAUAAUGUAUGUAAUUCUAGUUUUAUUAUCUUUUUAUUAAUAUUCGUAAUUAUAAUGAAAGAUCUCAUUUUAUUAAUCGGUAUUCUGUAACAAGGCGCUUUCAUAAGAUCAUGACUAAGCCUACCUCACAAACUUUAAGACUAGUGUCUCGCCGCGGCGACGCACGCUGUGCACUGCGCGUGCGCCGGUGACGUCACGCGUGAGCCGGUCGCAAACAAGUCUAAACAAGAUCUCAAUUUGAUGAAAAUAAACAUUUAAAAAGACUGGGACGCUUUACUGAAUGUUGUGGGAUAGUAGUUUCUUUGAAGAUAUUACUUAAAUUAUGAGAUAGGAGCAUUUAUUUCGUGAGCGUUAGCUCUAUCCGUCGUAUCAUUUAAAGGCUCCGCUUUUGACAAGUUUGUAAAUCAAGUUAGUACAAAAUUCGUUACAAAAAGUAUUAUUUCCCAAAAUCCAAAUUCAGAAAGUAUUAAUUUAAUUUCAAUGAAAGGUGCUAUGUUGUUUUAUGUACAUACAAGUACGUUGUUCAGGCACAAUCAAGAUGACUAUUGUAAACAAAAUACUAAUUGUUCUUCAGGGACUGUGUUGCCAAUGUAAUAAGUUCUUCCGCGCCUUCUGGUAGAUAUAAAGUCAAUUCAAGCAUUAAAUAUAUCGUAACGUAGGCAUAAUUAUUCAUUCGACUUUUAUUACUUCAGUAUCUUACGUGUUAUUCGUGAAAAUAUGAUUGUGAAUAAUAUAUUUGUUGCGAAGAUUCCAUAUGUUUAUUGAAAACGCAGAUUGUAAAUUAUAUGUUUAAAUUCUUAACAUCUUCAUAACCUAAACCAGAGGCUGAUGUUUCGACAUUUCUCAAAGUGCCUAUACCUUUCUGUUACUCUCAUUAAUUUCCAAUUUUUCAUUUCCACUGCAUAAUUGACUUCAAUGCAAUUAAACAUGUUACUAUCGUGUAAUGUUCAAUUUACAUCGUUUUUCCGAUAAUAUAAACCGUCUCGUGCUAGAUGUGUAAAUCUUGGUGUGUCCCAAUUGUGAUUAAUUUAAAUAAGUGUUUCAAAUGUAGUGACAAUAGUUUUUAUAUGAAUAGAGAUUCAUAAUAUCAUUAUUUUGUUGUUGCCAAUUUUAGGUACGGUCAGUAAUGGUUUCCAUAGUCCGUAAUGUUAGUUAACAGCACAUUUACAAUACUUGGACACAAAAUGAUUGUGCCAUCCGUUAUUAGUCGAUGUAUUUUAGUAUGUUUUGAUAAGAUGAUGGUUCUAUACAAAGACACAAGUUCAACUUACCACAGAGGUUUUGUGAUACGCAUUAUGGGAACAGUAUAAAAUAUUAUAUUUGCUAAACAUUCACAAAAUUCUAACGACAAUGAACACUGUUUCCAAAAUGUAAAUCAGUAGAGAACAGGAAAUGUGUCAUUUUAAAUUAAUAGAUUACUAUAAAAUUGUUAUAUAAUUAUAAUAUGGCAAAAUACGACAAAAUAUAUGUAUAUUUUAUUGUAUAGCGGAAUGAGUACUAUUUCAGAUUUAUUGUAAAUGAAAAAAAAAAUGUUAUAGAUCAAGAUAUGUUACAACUAAGUUAACUGUUUGUAAAAAGAAGAGAAAAAUAUGUAUAACUGAAUA
Molecule: messenger RNA, 4908 nt
Organism: Manduca sexta (tobacco hornworm)
Lineage: Eukaryota; Metazoa; Arthropoda; Insecta; Lepidoptera; Sphingidae
Gene: Atx-1
Product: ataxin-1
Exons: 4
Coding region: 395-1363 (322 amino acids)
Biological process (GO): regulation of DNA-templated transcription
Molecular function (GO): protein binding; RNA binding
Source: RefSeq, a predicted model, not a curated record